This is a messenger RNA of Fusarium proliferatum ET1, 183 nucleotides long. RefSeq lists its product as uncharacterized. NCBI's taxonomy places the organism in Eukaryota, Fungi, Ascomycota, Sordariomycetes, Hypocreales, Nectriaceae. The record is from RefSeq and is a predicted model, not a curated record. The coding region runs from base 1 to 183 and encodes 60 amino acids. The transcript has a single exon.
AUGCUAUCAACUAUUGAAGUGCCAGCUUCCUAUUCAUCACUGCCCUUCAAGGAUAUUAUCGUUUCUCAAGUGCCAGAAGACUCGCCUGUCGCUACCAAGACUCUUAUUUUAGCCUUCAACCGUCCUGAUAAGCAUAAUGCUGUCACUGAGAAUCUUCUCACAGAGCUUGAGACAGGCUGUUGA